This is a messenger RNA of Achroia grisella, 651 nucleotides long. RefSeq lists its product as uncharacterized. The transcript is spliced from 2 exons. The record is from RefSeq and is a predicted model, not a curated record. NCBI's taxonomy places the organism in Eukaryota, Metazoa, Arthropoda, Insecta, Lepidoptera, Pyralidae. The coding region runs from base 1 to 651 and encodes 216 amino acids. Gene Ontology annotation, molecular function: nucleic acid binding; zinc ion binding.
AUGCGGGUCAUGGGCCUGGAUGACUCACUUACGCCGGAGGAUGUCGCCGCCGCCAUUGCGCGUGAUGGCGAGUGCGUGGCCGGGGACGUCAAGGUCGGGCCCAUCAGAAGGAGCAGCCCCAAAGCCUUGGGGUCUUGCUGGGUCCGCGGCCCUAUGGCGGCCGUAAAAAAGGUCACGGCGGAGGGUCACAUGCGGCUAGGAUGGGUGUCCGCGAAGGUGGAGCUGCUGCGGCAACGUCCGCUGCGGUGCUUCCGAUGCCUACAAAGUGGGCAUGUCAGGGCGCAAUGCACACAGGAGGAAGACCGCAGCGGGCUUUGUUACCGAUGCGGAGAGGCGGGCCACAAAGUCGCAGCGUGCGCCGCAGCCCCCAGAUGCGCAGUAUGUGCGUCCCAGGGGCGGCCGGCGGACCAUUGGGUGGGGAGCAAGAAGUGCACCCCGCCCAAAAGGAAGGGAGGAAACGGCCCGCCUCACAGGUCCCAGGCCGUAGGAGUGGAGCAGAGGAGGGGAUGGACACCUCCCCUCCCAGCGAACAAGGAGGCAGGAGCGGCCCAAGCCGCUCCUAGAUCGCUACCGGGCCGGGCAUUGGGGAAUGGAACUAAAAGAUAUGGAAAAAUUAAGGAUAUUGGUUAUGAUAGGAACAAGAAUGUCUAA